UCUAACGUACUUCAGGGGGUCGUUCGUGAUGUUUUUAAAUGAUUAUUUUGAAUCAGUAAAGAAUUAAUUGGAUUGUAUAACAUAUAAAGAGACUCUUUCACUUCGGUAAAAGCUCUCGUUAAAACUAUGAGUGUACGUGAGUUCAGAUAAUAAUUCGCAUCAGUCGUUCCAUUUUUAAAUUAAUUGUUAACUAACGGCGCAUAACCUCGCUAUCGCGUUAUAAAAUAGUUUCAUCAAAUGUCUUUUAUCCCGAAAACGUAAUAAAGCAUACAGUUCAUAAAUAUGAAAGAGUUAGAAGACACACAUUGCGAGCUUCGCAAAAUCAUAGAAAUUCAGUCAUCAACAUGGGAGGGUCUUAACACAUCAGGUGGGGAUGAAUUGAGCCAUCCUUCAGGGUCCCAGACUGAUGAGGGGUCAGAAACGCCAAUUGGAGGCUUCUUGGAAGAUAUAAAUUACGCGUGGCUUGGUAGUGGCCCACGACUCGUUGUAAUCAAUAUAAGAACAGGUGAAAGUAUUGCCUCAUGGACCUUCCGUGAUAAAGUCAACUGUGUCGCACAGAUUCCCACACAACCUGGAGAAGUCUCAUUGCUUCUGGUCGGUUUAGACAAUGGUGCAACUAAGGCCAAAGAUUCUGCUGGAAUGGUUUGCAUCUUUGAUUGCUCCACUUCACGUGUCCUCAGAGCCAUUAGGAUGCCUGCCGGCGUUGAGCAAGUUUGUGUGAUUAAUGGUGGCGCCGAGUGGGAAGACGACAGUGAGAAAAGAACAUUUGAAAUCUUGAGCAAUAGUUCUGGUGUUGCAUGUGUAGUUCUUCGUAAUCUGUAUCACAUUAUACUGGAUUUGCGCCGAACGUUAUGGGAAGAAGAUACUUCCAUUCCAAGUACUAAUGAACUCAAUCCUACCGAUAUUGAGUUUUCCCAAAAUAAAUAUUCUUCAUCAUCUCGUCAUUCUGAUAAGGGAAAACAUUUGGCGUACAAUUUGUUACAUAAGGGUAUUGAGGAUUACAUACGCUUCAACAGAGAAGAGUUUGAAUCGUCCUCGUUAUAUGACGAGAAUUUAACAACGGCUCUAAUUCAUUCAAAAAAGAUAGGUUGUUUGAUUUCCGCAUGUCUAGGGAGGAUUAUAAUUUGGCAGAACGAUGGUUCACUUGGGUGGAUAAGUGCACCAGCUAAAAAAAAGAUGCCAAUCAGUCAUUUGGCUCUACUGGAGCCAACCGAUGAUCCAAGACCUUUCUAUUAUCUCUGGGUUGGCUACCAAGAAGAAUCUUUUGAAACAGCUCCUGUUCUCCAAAUGUAUGCAAUGCUAGUGGAACGUGAGUACUGCGAGACUGAAACAAAUCUGCAAUUCAAGUUGGAAGGUGAACCAAGCAUGAAAUUUGAAGUGCAAUUGGAAGCUAAUGAGAGAUUGACGAACCUAGUACCUAUAGAAAGGACAAAUAAUUAUGAGCAAAAUGUAACCAACGGUAAAAAGGGAGAAGAGAGCCUUCUACUCAUUGGUGUAACUGGCAGAAUGUUGUUAUUUGAUCUCGAUCAGUGGUACAAAGAACAAAUGCCACGAAACAUCCGAAAUUGUCAAAAUCCGAACAUCUUUUUAUCCAGUUAUCAAAUGAAGUCAGAGGCCUUAAAUCUUGCCGAGGAUGUCAUUCUGAAAUGUACAUACUUUCCUUUUAGUUUGAGAGAGUUUCCUAAUAAUGGAGGAAACUCAUCAGAGGAGCUCUUCUACCCCAAGUCGUUGUGUCUCGAUUGGAUAGAGUUAACGACUAACCAAUUAAGAAUUUGGAUGACUCGAGGUCUGCAAUGGGAAUUACUGCGAGAAAUGGCUAUCGCUGGACCCAGUAUCUUAAUUCAGCCCUCAGAAACUUUCCACAGAUGCCUUGCUGCUGGAUUGGUCCCAUUUAACACUGACUGCUCUUUUGACUGUAAUCAAAAUGCACAGAGAGAAAUGCUCCUCUCUCUUUGUCUGGAGCAAAGGUGGGCAUCAUUUUUGUUAAAAUGUGCCAAAGAAUGGGAAGAUGGCAGUGUAUCAUAUUUGUUUCCAAUGUUUUUGAAAUGGGGCGUACAAAGAGCUUCAUCUUUGAAAAUGGUGGCGGACCAGCUUUGCAUCCCUCUCUUCGACCAUUCUGGUUCCGCAAUUGGAGAGACAGAGAUCAAGUUAUUACGCUUUUGUUCUCAACAACUUGAGUGCUUAUCGAAUGUAGUCGCCAGAUUACCAAUUGAAACCAACGACUUUGUAAAGCAGCAGAGAGCUCUACGGCGUGUCGCUACUCAUCUGGGAGUCCUGCUUUGGUUUUAUGACGUCGGGCUAUUACCUGAAACACAUGAAAUUGAAGAAGAAGCAUUGCCAAUCACCUUUACGAUCCAGAUACCAUACCCGCAUGAUAGAUUGGCAGCAAUUUAUAAGCAAAAACGAGAACGAAUUAGAGCAAAUGCUAAAAACUGUGGGGAUUCUGAAGAAGAACUGUUCAUUGACGAGUUGAUGACACGAGAAUGUCAUUCUCUGAGGUCCCAGUGGGAACGCGAAAGUGGGGAUAUCACAACUGGCGGAUAUUAUCCUCCGCCAUCGUUGCAGUCUUUGUUACGAAGUUAUCUUCUGGAUUGCCACCAAAAUGGUUCAGACGAGAUGGAAAACAAACAUCAGAUCACAAUCUACUUAUUGAUGGAUCUUGUGAAACUAUUGCAAGGCUCCUGCCCAGACGUAGAUCAGUUGAUCAAGUAUCCUUCAGCGUUCAAAAUGAGUCCAAGUCUCAUAAAACUAACUCAAGCUUUCUGGUUACUUGAUCACGAAGAUUAUCAAGGUUUUUUGGAUACACUAACUGGCCAAUUGGUCUCAGAUUCGGACGUAAAGGAUUGGCAUCACAAACUUGUAAUAAGAACAUUGAUGCGCAAUAACGAAUAUAAACUAGCACUUACGUAUUUACGAGUGAGGAAGCCGCCUCUAUCGGCACUAGGUGAUCAAAGUACCAGCAUCAGCCUCUCGGUUGAAUGUGGUUUAGUUCAAACAGCUUUCCAUCAACGGCCACCUUCACACUACAGACAACUAUUAUCUUCUUUCUUCCAGGCAUGUAAGGCCUGUGGUAAAUUAAAUGAAAUUUUACACCUUGCCUUGGACCCUGAAGAGGAGGAAGCCUUUGUGAAAUUUCUUGAAGAGCAUAAAUCUGAAGAAACAAGGCUGCUGUACUAUUUACAAAGGUGUCGUUAUACCGAAGCUAGUGGUACCCAACAGUUCAAUCUCUCCAGAGGUCAUCCUAAAUAUAGUCAGUCCGCUCCACUGACAAUGGUGAAUGCUUACAACGCUACAUUACCUGCAGUGAUAAAAGCGUUAUCAUCAAAUAUAGGCAACAAAAAUUCAGAAGCUCACACGCAAAUGAGAUUCCCAAGACCAAUGUCGCACAGUCGCAGUCACAAUAAAACUCAAGGCAUUUACGAAGUGGUUAUCAAAAAGGCAAGAGAAACCUUUGUGAGAGGAGACAGUUGUAAGAUUCCAUUCAUAAGUGCACCUUGUACAUCUCUAAACCUAUUCAAUACGAAAACUAAUGCAAGCUGCAUACUCUUUCCUACUUUGGCAAUGAAAACUUCAGCAAAGAGAAGCUUGGAUCAAAUGACAGAAGACGAAAGUGAACAGCAAAAUUCCGAAGAUAACAAACGGAGAAAAUUGUACGAGGAAAAUGAAACAUCAGAUAAAUCUGGUAUGAAAACAUUCGGGUCAAACGUCGCCUUUGAAACGCCUCUCAUCGAAAGAAAAAAACCAAUGCUUGAUAGCGUACAACGCCAGACGGAGACACCACAUUCGAUUCUGAAAAUUCGUCAGCUUGUACCCAGUUCAACAUCACCAUCAACUUUAACACCUCGUAUUCUCAGUCAACAAAAUGAAGAAACAUCGAAAAGACUGGAGCGAAAGUCUGCUAGACAAAUUCGAUUUAGCAUCGGGCAGCCUUCUAAUGAUUCUAGUCACGAAGAGCGACUUAUCGGUACACCAAAUGAGACUGAUAAAGAUGACGCAUCAGAGGAAAGUCAAGAAUUAUUUUACAGUCCAAAUGUAAGUGGUAAUUCUCAAGAUAGCGAUUACAGCGUAGCAAGUAUCAGGGGCCCACGUCCUCGACCUAGUCUCAGAAGUGUUAACUCAUCUUCAAACGAAUCACUGCUACAUACCAGAAAUUUGUUGCAUAGAAACGACGGUCAACUUACACCUUCCAUGCAGACCACCAGUGAGCUCUUAGCAUUGCCUUCAAAGCCAAUAGAUCAAUCUUCAAUUCUUAUGACAUCGAAGUUACAUUCGCAAGAAGAAGCCUCUACUUUGGCGCCAUUACAAUGUUUUUCAUCUCCAAUUAAUCGAUAUUCAAUGUCAAAUGAGUCCAGAUACAGUUCUCGUAUUUUGUCAUCAGACAGCAGCUUCAUUUCAACACCUGGUGUCAUUUCUCCUGAGGGUGUAGCCGCAAGAGAGACAAAGAUUAAACUAAGUCCUUCACGAAUACGAACAUCAAAUGAUUACAGUAAAAUAGACAAUGCCAUUCACGACUUUGGAAGGAGGGAACUGUCUACAGAAAACACUCAGUCUAUUACUGUAACUCGUUCAAUUUUAAAGAAAACUACCUUUGUUGAAGAUGUUGGUGAUAGCACAGAGGACGAAUCCGUAAUAGCAGAAAUUGAUGAUCCUGGCUUGGAUCACGAGCCUGAAGUCUGCUUCAUAGCUACGAAAAAAGAAGAGAAAAAUAAUGUACGAAAAUCUAAUGAUAGGGGUACCCCUAAAAAUCGUAAGAGUGAGAAUAUAGACAAGAUCGGUGUUACAUUUAAUAUUAGUACAGACAAGCAAAUCCAAAGGGAUGAAAGCAAAUUAGAAGAUGGCAAAAACGAGUAUCCUUUGCGAGAUCAUCGUGAAUCUCAGAGUGGUGACGGUGAAGCUAAUCAGCAAGAUGAAAUCGAUGAAAAUAUGUAUGAUUCUAAACCUGAAUUACGGGGUCUGAAAGAUGACCAGGAAGAUGAAGAUGAAGAAUGCUUUCACAGUUUGAGAAAUUCUGCCGCUAGUGUUACAGAGAGACAGGAUAGUGGAAUGGUCAUCAACGCGCAACGUGAUCUAGAUAGCAAAGUUGUUCAUGCAGAGAUACCGGUACUAUCGAUGCAUUCUGCUGCUGAGUAUUCUAACAUUACCGAAGAUGAAUCUUCAAAUGAUGUCAUUGAUGAAGUACCAAUGAAACAAUCACAGUCUAGCUUGGAGAAUCAAAAGCUUGUCACAAAUUCCAUUGCCAGUAAUCAACUAUUGGCGUCAUCCAUGCGAAUUGUAGAAGUGAAUGAGUCGAAUUUUACCGAAGACGAAUCGGUUGACAGUAGUAUUGAGAACUUUGAAUUGAUUGCUGAUGUCUCUGAACCAGAGGAAGAUAUCAAGAAAGAUUUGCAACGAAAAAAUGAAAGUAAAAAUUUGGCACCUGUUGACCCUAAAACUCAAUCUCCCAGUAAAAACCAUUUCAUGACUGAAGUUUCUGCAAGUCCCACUCAAACAAUUGCUGCUAAUAAUGACAAUUCCGAAUCUGAUUCUACUUCAGUUGUGCAAAAUUUGGAUAUGUGUGGAUCAGUAGAAACUGAAACUGAUGGCAGUAAGUCGACAGGCCAACACAGUGAAAGACAUUCUCCACAGAAUUGCCAUUACGAUGAGGGACAAACAUCUGCAAAUUUUAUCAGGCAAGAGUCAAAGAGUCCAACACCCAUGAGGAUGACUAGAGCUCGCAGAGCAUCUUCAGCCACAAAGGAGGUCUUAGUGUCAACUGCUGCUACUUUGAAUUUGAAAACGUCAAACACCGUUGCAACGGAACCUCUGCCAAGUUCUUUACAAUCGGUUGACGAAGAUCAUACAAUUACCUCAGAUACGACCAACCGAAGCAAUACUGUCAAACCAAAAAGAAGCAACAAAAGGGCAGCUUCGGUAGAUAAAGAGCUAUCAUUAUCAUCGGUAAAAUCUGGAGAUGUUCCAUCAAACAAGGCUGUAGUACCCUUGAGAAGGAGUUCUAGACGAGCUGCAUCUGUCCAAAAAGAGAUGUCGACUAUAGCCGAAAUCUCUCAUGAAAAUGUUAAGCAUCCUUCCACUUCUGAGACCGAUUUAACCAUUGAGUCAAAAUCAACCAACAAGAAAUCCCAAAGAUCACGCACAGCAAGUUAUACUGGUGAAGAUAGUGGCGUGUCUGUACCAGCUAGGUCGCGCAGGAGCACAUCUGUUACAAAGGAAUCUGCGGCAGAAGCGCUACCUUCAAAUAAAGUAGUGACAAGAAAACGUGGUAAUUCUGUACCUAAAGAACUAUUAGAAACACCAAAAAUGAAACGAGCUCAUUCUGCUAUAAAAGACAUUAUCAAUGAACAGAACACAAAGUCCCCCGUUUCGUCAAGAAAAGCCAUAUCAUCAACACUAAUGCGAAGUAGUGAAGAAGCAGCUCUUAAUAGUCCGGCAAAAAAUACUAGAAGUCGGCGAUUGUCUGUCCAAUCGAUCCCAGAAGAAGAUGAGUCAAUAUUGAUUACUCCAGUUCGAGACAGAUCUUUUUCCAAUGUAUCGGAGAGUGCAAAAGUGCCCACACGUGGGAAAGCAAGAGAAAGGAGAGCAGCUAGCUUGGAGCCAUUGAAAUCUGAAGUGAAGAGGAAGACCAGAAGUGCCCUUACAAAGUCUGUUGUAACUGAAGAAACUAUUAGUGAGGAAUUUACCGAAGAAGUUUUGGAGCAGAAGUCUAAACCAGCAAAAAUAACGACUAGUCGCAAAAGAACGGAGUCUACGGCAAGUAAUCCUGAAGAAAAUAAUCCUGGAGAGCCGAGAUAUGGCAGAAAAACUGCUCGAUCAAAGAGUGAAGAUAGUGAUGUCUUUUUAUUCUCUCCACCGGAUCUCACAUCCGAUCCCCCAAACAGCCAGCACAAUGUUGAAAAAGUUGAGCCAUACGUAUUUUCUCCUCCUCAUACCAGAUCGAGACAACCUGUGCUCAGUAUGAAAAUAAAAGAUUUCGUCUCACCAUUGGUUACAGCAGAAGGUAGUGAUCUGCCAAGUCGGAAAAGCAGUAAAAGAGUGGUAGGAGCUGCAAAUUCCGAAACUAAAUUAUUUGCAUCAAGGAAAGUGUUUGUGCAUACUAAGAGGACGAGAAAACCAUCUUCAUAAUGUGUUUACUUUAUCCCUGAAGUUUAAUAAUCAGACAUCAGCCAUAAAUAUAUUCAUAAGUGGUUGAAGUAAAGUAAUGCACUGUGGAUAUACAUAAGGUUACAUAAGGUUACAAGUGACAUUUUUUUACGUCAUGAAUAUUCUAAAAUUGUCACAAAUUUGAUUGAGAUGGAAAAUCUGGAAUAAUGAGCCAUCUAAUUUAUUAAUAGAACCGAAUCAAUACAGGGUCUUGAAGUCUCUUCCGAGCCUUAUUUUUGGUGUCAUGACAAUUGAUAAUUGUGACUAGUGUUAAAGUGUCGGUGAAUUUUGUCUGACAGGUACUUUAGGGGGGUAGUUUUUUGUUUCACGUCAAGAUAAAUACUUUCAAAAUUGUAUAUAUAUUAUGGAAAAAUUCAGGUAAAUCCAUGAAAACCGUUUUAUUUUUUAUGCUACAUGAACAAUCGUUAUCAAUAAUCCCCCAAAGUUUCAAAUACGAAAUCUGAUAGCCUGAUUCCGCUUAUGAUAUACUAAGAAUAAGAAUCUUCUUAUUGUACUAUUUUCACUAUUCGUUAGAUAUGUUCAUUAAUUAUAACAUGAUAAAUAUCGCCGUUUCUUUUUUCGAAGAUUGACAACAUUUUACCUCUCAAGUAUCAAGUUUAAGCCAUGGGAAUUGGACGUAUUGUAUAUGAUUAAUCAAUUUAUUCUUUUUUGGAAUUAGAAUCUAAGAUGGAAUAUCCUGAUGGUGAAACAAGACUGCAGUUUUCGUAUAACUAUACAUGGAAGGAUUUCGACUCAGCUGUAUUCUUGUCAAUUCUAUAAUGUUUACUUUUUUUUGGAAUAAAAAGUUAUUUUUUAACCCAACAGUAUUUCAUGGCGUACGAUUUCUGAUCUUCAGUUGGUUUCAGCUGCUAUGUCAAUUUCAUGGUCACUUAUGUAAUAAAAUGUUUUAUGCCUUUGUACUAUACGGAUAAUUAUGUACUUCUUUGAUUCAUUGUAUGGUAACAAUUAUGUAAAAAAAUACAAAAUUAUGUUCGUUAA
Molecule: messenger RNA, 8136 nt
Organism: Athalia rosae (coleseed sawfly)
Lineage: Eukaryota; Metazoa; Arthropoda; Insecta; Hymenoptera; Athaliidae
Gene: Elys
Product: protein ELYS
Exons: 6
Coding region: 283-7119 (2278 amino acids)
Source: RefSeq, a predicted model, not a curated record